AUGUGGACGUGUCGCCGUCUCUCGUCGCACUUGUCGACCACUGCUCGCGGUUUCCGCUCGAGCUGCAUCCCAUGGGCGUCAACAGGUAGUCACUUGUCGGACGUUUCGUUCGCUUCGCUGCCAAUCAGCCAGAGGUCCAAGGAUGUUCUCACGCGCGACAUGGGCUACGAGUUUCUAACGCACGUGCAGAAUGACACAUUACCGCUGGUGCUGGAUGGGCGAGACGUGCUGGCCAAGGGCAAGACGGGCAACGGUAAAACCAUCGCCUUCUUGUUGCCAACGCUAGAGCGAAUGUUAACGCAUCCGCAGCCCAAGCAGGACAAGAUUUCAGCGCUAGUAAUAUCUCCUACCCGAGAGCUGGCACAGCAGAUAGCAGUCGAAGCGGUGAAGCUCACAAACGCCCAUGGACUGCGCACAUCCUGCUUUGUUGGAGGCAGUGCAGUUAACAAGGACGUGAAGGAGCUGACCCAGUCCGGAGGGAUCGACGUGCUGGUAUCCACUCCAGGAAGACUACAAGCGCAUCUAGAGGACAACAGCGGACGUAUCCGACAGAAACUUGACAGCCUCCAGGUUUUGGUAUUAGAUGAAGCUGAUCGUCUACUAGACAUGGGUUUUCGUCCCGACAUUAUGCGAAUCAUCAGUCAUUUACCGAAAGAGCGACAGACACUGCUCUUUAGUGCGACGCUGCCUGCUGCAACCGAGGAGCUCAAGGAUGUGGCUCUGCUGGACGACUAUGUCUUUGUGGAUACCAUUGAAGGCGAUGAUCAACAAACCAACACUCAGGCUGUACAGGAGUACGUUGUGUGCGAUCUCCAAGACGUCAUUCCAGUGGUGGAAGGCAUUUUAGAAGAGCACAUGAAGCUGCCGGCGUAUAAGGUCAUUGUUUUUCUGCCGACUGCACGGUCAGCACAGUUCAUGGCGCAGCUAUUCCAGUCUGCGGGUUUCCAGAACGUUUUGGAGAUGCAUUCGCGCAAGAGUCAAUCUGCACGAACAAAGGCUGCUGACGCUUUCCGCAAGGGUAAGAAGAUGAUCAUGUUCUCGUCAGAUGUGUCGGCACGUGGCGUCGACUACCCAGACGUCUCACUUGUUUUGCAAGUGGGUCUCACGGAUCGUGACCAGUAUAUUCAUCGACUAGGACGCACCGCCCGUGCGGGUAUGGAAGGACGUGGCAUUCUAGUGCUGGCAGACUUCGAAAAGGUGAUGCUUCGUGAUCUAGCCGACCUGCCACUUACAGAACUAGAGCAACGUCCUCAGCUGGACCAGCAGAACUACCGAACCACUCGUGCUCUCGCAAAUGUACGUCAACGCAGUGAAUUGGAGCAAUCAGCAGAGAAGGCUUAUGCUGCCUUCCUGGGCUUCUACAAUUCAAACCUUAAGAAGCUGAAGAUGUCGAAAACGAAGCUUGUUGAGACGGGAGCUCUCUAUAGCCAGCUGAUUGGACUGGAAAAGGUGCCGUCACUGCAAAAGAAGACACUGCGAGCGAUGGGGAAGAGAGUCUAA
Molecule: messenger RNA, 1500 nt
Organism: Phytophthora infestans T30-4
Lineage: Eukaryota; Oomycota; Peronosporomycetes; Peronosporales; Peronosporaceae
Product: DEAD/DEAH box RNA helicase, putative
Exons: 2
Coding region: 1-1500 (499 amino acids)
Cellular component (GO): mitochondrion
Molecular function (GO): ATP binding; nucleic acid binding
Source: RefSeq, a predicted model, not a curated record